GCCCAAAAUAGUUAAAGAAGGCACAAACAACACACAUCAAUCUUACAAAUUGGAUAAUUGUUUAUUGAGUGAGUGAUCCAGUCUUCACUCAGAGCGCGUGGUUUCGUAAAUUGCUCGCUCUCCAGAUCUACAUACUUCUCUGGAAGAUCCAAUCAUCAACCCGUUUACCCGGGAAUCCCAGGCGGUAAGCCCAGACUAAUCCCCACAAGACCUUCCAUCCGGGUACGCACGGUUAUAGGCAGAAAGGGGGCCAAGGCGACUCGAACCCAGGACGGGCACUCCAGCUGGAGUUCCAUUACCACUAGGCCAAGAGCUCUUGGUUUCAAUUUAACAUGUUUGGUGGGAGAAGUUACAUACUCAGAGGCAGUGUUUCACUUGCCUUAGUCAUCCUCAUCCUAUUCAUGAUAACCCUCCUUGUCUCCGAGGAUAACCCUCUUCAUACUUCUCUCUUUGAUGUUAAACUUUACUUCACAGCUUCUUCUUCAGUUUGUAACUUUGCAAAAGGGAAAUGGGUUAAAGACAAGAACAGACCAUUGUAUUCUGGUUUUGAAUGUAAACAGUGGUUGUCAACCAUGUGGUCAUGUAGAGUAAUGGGCAGGCCAGACUUCUCUUUUGAGGGUUACCGGUGGCAACCACAAGGUUGCAACGUGCCACAGUUUGACAGAUUCACCUUCUUGAAUAGAAUGCAGAACAAGACGAUAGCAUUUAUAGGAGACUCAUUGGGACGGCAACAGUUUCAGUCUCUAAUGUGCAUGGCCACUGGUGGUGAAGAGAGCCCAGAGGUUCAAAACGUGGGAUGGGAGUAUGGUCUAGUGAAACCCAAAGGAGCCAUUCGUCCUGAUGGUUGGGCUUAUCGGUUCCCAACCACAAACACAACCAUCUUAUACUACUGGUCAGCUAGUUUAUCAGAUUUAGUACCCAUGAACAACACUGAUCCCCCUCAAAAUAUAGCAAUGCAUCUUGACCGUCCACCAGCGUUCAUGAGAAACUACCUCCACCGUUUCGAUGUGUUGAUUCUAAACACUGGUCACCAUUGGAACAGAGGGAAGAUAGAAGGAAACCAUUGGGUGAUGCACGUAAACGGCACACAAGUCGAAGGAGAGUUUCUCAAAGAUAUCAAAUACGCUAAAGAUUUCACAAUACGCAGCGUUGUGAAGUGGCUAGACGCAGAGCUUCCACUGCAUCCAGGUUUAAGAGCUUUCUUUAGGACGAUAUCUCCGAGGCAUUUUAGAAAUGGAGAUUGGAACACAGGUGGGAACUGUAAUAACACGGUUCCUUUGUCUAGAGGAAGUGAGAUCACAGGGGAGGGUGAUGGAUCGGUUGAUACGACGGUGGAGAGUGCUGUGAAUGGGACAAGGAUCAAGAUUCUUGACAUAACUGCAUUGUCUGAGCUGAGAGAUGAAGCUCAUAUCUCAGGGUCUAAACUCAAACCUAGAAAACCUAAAAAGGCUGUGAGUAACGUGACGUCCACGGCUCCUAUUGUCAACGAUUGCUUGCAUUGGUGCUUACCUGGGGUUCCAGAUACUUGGAAUGAACUAUUCAUUGCUCAGAUUUAA
This is a messenger RNA of Eruca vesicaria subsp. sativa (arugula), 1556 nucleotides long. Lineage: Eukaryota; Viridiplantae; Streptophyta; Magnoliopsida; Brassicales; Brassicaceae. The record is from the annotation of a GenBank genome assembly.